This is a messenger RNA of Cricetulus griseus (Chinese hamster), 2037 nucleotides long. The record is from RefSeq and is a predicted model, not a curated record. Lineage: Eukaryota; Metazoa; Chordata; Mammalia; Rodentia; Cricetidae.
AUGACUGUGAACAUCAGCUUUGUGUCCCAGGGGGGCAAGGCCACGGAGGCAGACCGCCAGGCACUGGCUCUCAGCAGCACCACCGACCUUCAUUCCCGCUUCUCUUCUCUCAGCGAGGACUUGUUCAACCGCUUCAAAUGUUUGUUCCUCCUGGCAACUGCCAUAAGUCCAGAGAAGCAUCCUGGGCUAAUUUCUCUCUCUCUUCCAGCACAAAUUGAAGUAAUCCCUUGCAAGAUUUGUGGGGAUAAGUCGUCUGGGAUCCACUACGGGGUUAUCACCUGUGAGGGGUGCAAGGGCUUCUUCCGCCGCAGCCAGCAGUGUAAUGUGGCCUACUCCUGCACUCGUCAGCAGAACUGCCCCAUCGACCGUACCAGCCGUAACCGAUGCCAGCAUUGCCGCCUGCAGAAGUGCCUGGCUCUGGGCAUGUCCCGAGAUGCUGUUAAGUUUGGCCGAAUGUCCAAGAAGCAGAGGGACAGUCUGCAUGCAGAAGUGCAGAAACAAUUGCAGCAGCAGCAGCAGCAGCAGCAGCAGCAACAGGAACAAGUGGCCAAGUCUCCUCCAGCAGGAAACCAUGGAGCAGAUACCCUUACAUAUACUUUGGGGCUCCCAGAUGGGCAGCUACCUCUGGGUGCCUCCCCUGACCUUCCUGAGGCCUCUGCUUGUCCCCCUGGCCUCCUGAGAGCUUCAGGCUCUGGGCCACCAUAUUCCAACAACUUGACCAAAGCAGAGGUCCAAGGAGCCUCCUGCCAUCUUGAAUAUAGCCCAGAUCGAGGCAAAGCUGAAGGCAGAGACAGCAUCUAUAGCCCAGGCAGACAGCUUUCUUCUGGAAGACGUGAACUUCAUUUUGAAGGAUCCAGGCAUCCUGAGCUUGAGGAACCAGAGCAGUGUCCAGACAGCCACUGCAGUCCCAGUUUCUGCAGUGCCCCAGAAGCACCGUAUGCCUCUCUGACAGACAUAGAGUACCUGGUACAGAAUGUCUGCAAGUCCUACCGAGAGACAUGCCAGCUGCAAGUGGAGGACCUGCUACGGCAGCGCACCAACCUCUUCUCCAGGGAGGAGGUGACCAGCUACCAGAGGAAGUCGAUGUGGGAAAUGUGGGAACGCUGUGCCCACCACCUCACUGAGGCCAUUCAGUAUGUGGUGGAGUUUGCCAAGCGGCUCUCGGGCUUCAUGGAGCUCUGCCAGAAUGACCAGAUCAUACUCCUGAAAGCAGGAGCAAUGGAAGUUGUGCUUGUCAGGAUGUGCCGAGCCUACAACCCUGACAACCAUACAGUCUUUUUUGAAGGCAAAUAUGGUGGCGUGGAGCUGUUCCGAGCCUUGGGCUGCAGCGAGCUCAUCAGCUCCAUAUUCGACUUUUCCCACUUUCUCAGUGCCUUGCGUUUUUCUGAGGAUGAGAUUGCCCUCUACACGGCCCUGGUUCUCAUCAAUGCCAACAGGCCUGGGCUCCAAGAGAAAAGGAGAGUGGAGCAUCUGCAAUACAAUUUGGAGCUGGCCUUCCAUCAUCAUCUCUGCAAGACUCAUCGCCAAGGCCUCCUAGCCAAGCUGCCACCCAAAGGUAAACUCCGGAGCCUGUGCAGCCAACAUGUGGAAAAGCUGCAGAUCUUCCAGCACCUCCAUCCCAUCGUGGUUCAAGCUGCCUUCCCUCCACUAUAUAAGGAACUGUUCAGCACUGACGCCGAGUCCCCUGAGGGGCUAACCAAGUGACCUAGAGGAAAAGACAACUUUCUAGUUCCUUCAGCCUGAUUGCCAGCUGUCUCCCUGGACUCCAUUCCCUCAGCCUUCCCUUUCCUGUGCUCUAUGGAGGGUGGUCUCCCUAGGAGUAAGCAAAUGCUAAGACUGGUUUUUCUGCCCCAAGGCUUGCCUGGCAGAACAACAGUAUCAGGCGAUGAAGAAAAGGCUUGUUAUGUUUGAUUUCCCAUAAAUUCCACCCUGGCUUCUGGAAGGUGUGGGGUAGAUGGGAUAUAAAGGACUGUAGGCGACCAAGUCAAACUAAAAACAAACAAAACAACAGGGGGAUAAAGUCAAACUAAACAAAAC